GAGCAGACGCAGAGAGAGGUGAGAGUGCAGCGGGAAAGCAAGACCUCGCGCUUGCAGGACGGUACUGGUGACAUUUGGAAAGUCGCUAAGGUUUGUCCAAAAAUUCGCUAGAUUUGUCACUAGGCGUCGUAAGUUGUUGGUAACACUGGUCUACACUGACAUCUAGAUAAAAGUCAGGCUAAGCUCCGCCUCUCCCCAGCAAAUAGAAAAUACAGAGGGAGAGGAAAUGCGGGGUUUUUCAUUUAUGCACAUUCUAUUUGAAAAGCAAUAAAAUACACCGAGUACCCAAAUGAUGCCCUGUCUGUUUUCUUUCUUGAAAACAAUUCGUGCCUACCUUCCGAUCUCUCCGCGCCCCCCUUUUGGGUUGAGAACCACUGACUUAGCCCAUAAGAAGAAAACAGUUUUAACAUUACUGGGCUAAUGUUUUCUGUUUGCUAACACAUUAAUAGUGCAGACAAUUAUGCUUAAUUAAUUAUGGAAGGCAGAAAUCGUGAUUGCAGUUAAAAUACGAUUAAUCGUGUAGCCCUAGGUAACAGCGUAACUUUUUCUAUCGGUUAAAUUUUUCUUCAUCCUUCAUGGCAUCUUUGUGCUUUUGGCUGAAACCAGAACAUUUUUGCUGGCUGAAUCGUUGGUGAACACCUUUUUAUGGAAUUCAGUUUGUCAGCUGGUCAACCUUAGUAUGGUGGUCAGAUGCCAGGGGGCCCGAUGGGUGGCCCUCCCCCAGGAUCUUACCAAACCCAAUAUGGCGCCUACCCUGGCACCUUCAGUGCACCCCCUGCCCAAGACCCCAUGUGGGGUUACUUCACCGCCAUAGCCGGCCAGGAUGGUGAGGUGGAUGCUGAGGAGCUCCAGAGGUGUUUAACACAGACUGGCAUCAGUGGCACUUAUGCUCCCUUCAGUUUGGAGACAUGCAGAAUUAUGAUUGCCAUGCUGGAUAGAGAUUAUUCAGGUAAGAUGGGCUUCACUGAGUUUAAGGAGCUGUUUGCUGUGCUGAAUGGCUGGAAGCAGAACUUCAUGAUGGUGGACCGAGAUAACAGCGGCAGCGUGGAGCCUCACGAGUUGUCUCAAAGCAUCACUAGUAUGGGGUACAGAGUGAGCCCUCAGGCUUUAGGGUGCAUCAUCAAGCGCUUUAGUCGGGGAGGCAGGGUCUAUUUCGAUGACUAUGUGGCCUGUUGUGUGAAACUCCGGGCUCUAACAGAGAAUUUCAGGAUGAGGGAUGUUAUGCAACAAGGAGCUGUGAACUUCCGUUAUGAUGAUUUCAUCUUGUGCACCAUGUCUAUCUGAGGACGAUUGGACAGACUUCCUGAUUUAUGGAGGAAUAGAAGUAUAAUAGUGUGUGUAUAUAUAUAUACCCUAUAAUAUACAAUAUGUAGCCUCUGGCUAGUAUAAUAUAUAUUCUAAAUGUGCCACAUUUUUUUAUGGAUUAGGAGAUUUGUUCAUUGGCCAAUGAGAAACAUUUUCUGAUGUAAAGCCAUUUGUUGGCAGCUUCUUUUUAAAGGGACAGACCACAUCAAUAAGCCUUUAUUUUGUGCCAACAUAAUGUUCUGUAAACUUGUUAUCCAGUUUUGACACCAACACUCACUACUUAUGCAGAUUUUGUUAAUAAAUUUACAUUUUAAACUGG
Ictalurus punctatus (channel catfish) is the source of this 1624-nucleotide messenger RNA. It is a transcript of the gene gca, whose product is annotated as grancalcin. The record is from RefSeq and is a predicted model, not a curated record. The transcript has 8 exons. Lineage: Eukaryota; Metazoa; Chordata; Actinopteri; Siluriformes; Ictaluridae. Gene Ontology annotation, molecular function: calcium ion binding. The coding region runs from base 691 to 1284 and encodes 197 amino acids.